Cajanus cajan (pigeon pea) is the source of this 1254-nucleotide messenger RNA. The record is from RefSeq and is a predicted model, not a curated record. Lineage: Eukaryota; Viridiplantae; Streptophyta; Magnoliopsida; Fabales; Fabaceae.
AAAGGAUCUAGAGGUGGUUAUGCUGCUCCUUCUCCAUUUACCUCAUCCCAUAAUUCAGGUACCUUAUUCUUGAGGCCACAGUCUCCUGCCAACUUUGUAGGUAGCGGAUCUGGUAGUGAUUUUGUGUAUUCGCCGUCAGAGCCGGGUGGUGUAAGUAGUUCAAGAUCAUGGUUCACAUAUGAAGAACUUAUCCAAGCUACAGAUGGGUUUUCAGCACAAAAUUUGUUGGGAGAAGGUGGAUUUGGUUGUGUCUAUAAAGGUUUGCUCAUAGAUGGAAGAGAAGUUGCUGUGAAACAGCUCAAAGUUGGUGGUGGACAAGGGGAACGUGAAUUCAGGGCAGAAGUGGAGAUUAUUAGCCGUGUACACCAUCGUCAUCUAGUUUCGUUGGUUGGUUACUGUAUAUCUGAGCAUCAGAGAUUGCUUGUAUAUGACUAUGUUCCCAACAAUACUCUUCAUUACCAUCUCCAUGGUGAAAAUAGACCAGUUCUGGAUUGGUCUACUAGAGUCAAGGUUGCUGCUGGUGCAGCUCGUGGAAUAGCUUACCUGCAUGAAGACUGCCAUCCACGCAUUAUUCAUCGAGAUAUCAAGUCAUCAAACAUCUUGCUUGAUCUUAACUAUGAAGCUCGAGUUUCGGACUUUGGGCUUGCAAAAUUGGCAUUAGAUUCAAAUACACAUGUAACUACACGUGUAAUGGGAACCUUUGGGUACAUGGCACCAGAAUAUGCAACAAGUGGGAAACUGACUGAAAAGUCUGAUGUAUAUUCCUUUGGGGUUGUGCUUUUGGAGCUAAUUACAGGUCGGAAGCCUGUAGAUGCAUCUCAACCAAUCGGUGAUGAGAGCUUGGUUGAAUGGGCCCGGCCUCUGUUGACGGAAGCACUUGACAAUGAAGAUUUUGAAAUUUUGGUGGAUCCAAGACUGGGAAAGAACUAUGAUAGAAAUGAAAUGUUUCGGAUGAUUGAAGCUGCUGCAGCCUGUGUACGGCACUCCUCGGUGAAGAGGCCACGUAUGAGUCAGGUGGUGAGAGCUUUAGAUUCCUUAGAUGAGUUUACGGAUCUCAACAAUGGCAUGAAACCAGGGCAGAGUUCGGCUUUCGAUUCUGCACAGCAAUCUGCACAAAUCAGAAUGUUUAGAAGGAUGGCUUUUGGGAGCAAUAGUUCAUCUUUCUUCAAUGAGUCUCAGAGUAGCUGGAGGAGUAGAGAUCAUGACUCAACAACUAAAUUCUCACAAAAUAAAUCUGGGUCUUGGAACGUUUGA